AUGAAAACAUCAGCAAAUAUCGCAAUAACCACUGAGAGCAAUGACAUCGAAACAAUGAACACAAAUUCAACAAGCUUAAAUGAAGAGCGAGUUAAUGCAUUAUUGGCAACGAGAGAUCAAGACAAUUUGUUGGCAACAGCAAGAGUGAAAGUGAAGUCUAAAAUUGGUGAAAAAAUGGACGCGCGCACAGUGGUUGAUAACGGUUCACAAAGUGCAAUGAUUACCGAACGAUUGGUGCAAGUGUUGGCAUUAAAACCAGAAAUUGUGUAUGUGAAAAUUGACAUGGUUGGUGAAAAAAAUCUGCAAUCCUUCAAGCGUGUAAAAUUAGAGAUAUCAUCGAGAUGGGAAAAUGGUUAUGCAUUCACAACGUACGCAUUGGUUAUGAAGAACAUAACACGACUCAAUGUUUUCAAGGGUGAUUUGUUGCAGUAUCCGCAUUUGCAAAAUCUGAAGUAUGCGGACCCAUCAAUAGAUUCAAAUGAUAAAAUUGAUCUGUUAUUGGGAGUAGCAGAUUAUUCCAGAAUUGUAGAGACCGGCGUGAUAAGAGCCAGUGAUGAGGAACCAAUAGCCCAAAAUUCAAGAUUGGGCUGGCUCAUCAUGGGACCACAGGCAAAUUUGGAUGUGACGGAUUUAAAUUUGACAGAUAAGAUGAACCCGAUCAAAAAAGUAAAAGUAGACGUGAUGCUAACAAAUGUAGAAGUGGUGAAUAAAAUGACGAAAUUUAUGGACGACGAGAAUUGCGAUGAUUCAGAUGAUAGUGAAGAGGAAAUGACUGAAGAAGAAAAGUUUUGUGAAGAGUUUUACAAGAAGACAACAAGACAAAAUGCAGAUGGUCGAUUCAUUGUUUCUCUUCCAUUUAAAAACCAAAAAUCACCAGAUUUGGGUGAUUCACGAAAGAUGGCAAUGGCAACUUUAUUUCAAUUGGAAAAGCGAAUGGCAAAAAACAACGAGUUCAAAAUGCUAUAUAAAGAGUCUAUCAAUGAAGCAAUCAAAUUGGGACAUAUGGUACUGAUCAAAGAUGCACCGAUGGAUGGACAUUAUAUCCCGCACCAUGCAGUAAUGAAAGAUAGUACAACCACAAAGUUACGACCAGUUCAUAAUGGAUCAGCCAAAACGUCCAACGGUAAAUCAUUGAAUGAACAAAUGGCCAUCGGAAAAAUCGAGCAGACAAGCAUUUUUGAACUGAUGUUAAGGUGGCGAAAAAAUAAAAUAGCAGUGAUAGCAGAUUUGGAGAAAAUGUAUAAACAGAUUCAAAUCGACAAAACGCAAUAUAAAUAUCAGCUAGUGUUGUGGCGAGAGAAUCCAAAUGAGCCAAUUAAAACAUACGCAUUAACGACUGUAAUUUUUGGGUUGAGCGGAUCACCGUAUUUAGCGAUGCGUACAUUGAAACAGUUGGCAAUGCAAGUAGCUAAAAAAUAUCCAUUAGCGUCACGUGCUAUAAUGGAGAAUUUCUAUAUGGAUAAUUUUUCUGGUGGAGCGGAAUCCGUAGCGGACGCAUCGAAAUUGUGCAACGAAUUAACAAAAACAUUCGAAGCGCUCAAUUCAAUCUUCGUAAAUUUGCAAGUAAUUCGAAAGAAUUUAUGGAGACGAUUCCAAUCGAAAAGCGAGAGAUAA
Molecule: messenger RNA, 1614 nt
Organism: Contarinia nasturtii (swede midge)
Lineage: Eukaryota; Metazoa; Arthropoda; Insecta; Diptera; Cecidomyiidae
Exons: 1
Coding region: 1-1614 (537 amino acids)
Source: RefSeq, a predicted model, not a curated record